GGGAUGUGAUUCUGUUUCUCCCCAAGUGUACAGUGCUGCUCAACUCAAGCGUGACUUACGUCAGACGCCGUACCACAGUACUCUUAGGCUGCUCCAGAGUUGUGAUGGUGACAUUGCACUGGGACUCAGUAGUGCAUGCUGCUACUAGAGGCAUACCAGCUACAACUACGCCGUGGUAGCCGAGUAUUACCUGAGCUUACAUGAGCCACUACUUGACGUUGUGCGGAUACUUAGUAGGAGAGCUCCGUCUGUCACCCAUUGCAAUGCACCUGAGGCCGUUACUGGCUCUUACUUCUGGGUGGCUCGAACGCGAUCAGUAACUGUCGUGCACGCGUUUAUCAGCAUCCGGCAUCGCACGCGUUUCACGGGCACAUCGACUUUAUUGUCAAGCCAUACCAUACCAUGGUGUCAAUAUUACAAAUGACCUUCGCUUACUUAUCGCUUAAUUUAAGGCGGCCUUUGCAGCAGGAGAUUGUUAACCAGCCACCUCGAGAGUUAAUCGCUUGGAGCCGGAAGCAAGGGAAGCAAUCGUUUUGGCAAUCACUGGUUAGGGAGGCAGCGGCGGAAAGAGCAGGGGAUCAAUCAGAGAGACGAAGGUGGUCUUUCCGUUGGAGUCAGGAUUUAGAAUUGGAGUUUAGAGAGCACGAGAUCCUGACAGCGCAUGAGAGAGAGGCUGGAGGCAGCUGAUCAGAUGUACUAGGGUUGGAUAAAGCGGCUGCUCAGACGAAGUAGUAGCACCCACGGCGUUGAUACUAGUUUUCGUGAGAGUGACGUGUGGAGAGAUUACUAGGAAGCCGGAACGAUCCGGAAUAGGAGGAAGGAACAUAUCUUGCUGGAAUGGCGGAAGUAGUAGCGGCUGUGAUUCGCCAGCGAGGCGGCAGCAACCGCGUGGUGGACGGCGAUCUCGAGGACUUCCUCUUCGGCGACGAUGCUGACACGUCAGACAUCGGCAAUCGCAGCCGUCGAUCCAGCCUCAGCUUCGAGCCGCUCAGGAUGCACGACGGCGACGCCGGCGGCGGCGGCGCUCACGGCGGGGGGCACGGCGGGGGGCACGGGGACAGGAGGCGGAUGAGCGUGGAGGAGAAGAACGCGGUGUGGCGGGAAAGCGUGCGCGCGCGCGUGUCGUUCAAGCGCGGAGGGGGGGGCUCGCGCGGGGAGCCGGAGCAGCAGGAGCCUCUGGUUGAGCGGAGCGGGGAAAUGCCAGUCGGGCGGAGCGGAGAGCUGGUUAUGAAUCGGUCGCGGCCGCUAACGCCGCCGCUAGGCACGGGGACAGAGCGAAGUGGCGUACGUGGGCACCACGGGGCAGCAGACCACGGCAGGAGCAGCGGCGCUGGGGGGGGGAGCAGCCGGCCGGCGCGGCAGCCCAUGGCGGUGCACUGGGAGGACUGGGCGAGCGACGAGGAGGAGGACGAGGAGCAGCUCGACGCUGUCGUGCUGGAAGAUAUUUAUUUCAAGGUGAAAGCGGCAGAUAAACGGUUAGAUGACUACAAGAACCUGGUGUCGUUCCUCUGCUUCAUUGCGCUCUACAUGGUCGUGCUCUACAUGCAAGCGGAUUCUACAGAUGGAUACGAGGUGUCAACGGCGCAUAAUAUUCUGCUUCCAUCAGGAGCGUCAGGGAGUGAGCUCAACUCUAUGAGCGGACCGGACGAGAUGUACCAGUGGGUUAACGACAGCAUUAUACAGGUGGUGUGGGAGGGGCCCCAUUGCGGCAACAGUGUCUGUGAUAACCCCUUGGAGUAUGCUGCGUUUGGCCGAUUCGGGUGUGAGGCAGACUGCGGGGUGUUUGAGAACGUGACCCACGUGGUGGUGCACAUCCACUCGGCGUUUGCCUCUCAAACCGACAUGCAGGGCAGCUCUUGGAAUUUAUGCAUGGCGCAGCCGACCAACCUGUGCUGGUUCGAGGAGCCUCAGGGGUUUUCCGAGCUACACUCAGAAACCGCUUUGGACCUCUUUAUUCCGGACGGCGACUGGCAGAUCAAGCUCGACGCGCCGGGCGGCGGCGUUCGGGGUUAGUGCAGGUGGUCGGCGCGCUCAGCAGCAACGCCACCCUGCAACGAACCAAUGGCAGGGGGGGCCGAACCAGCGCCCGAGGCUCGGCAACAGGCUGGGGAACAGGCUGGAGCGUGUCAGGGAA
Closterium sp. NIES-67 is the source of this 2134-nucleotide messenger RNA. Lineage: Eukaryota; Viridiplantae; Streptophyta; Zygnematophyceae; Desmidiales; Closteriaceae. The record is from the annotation of a GenBank genome assembly.